CACUUCUUUCAAGUUUCACUCUCUGUGUUCUUCAGAGACAGGGGAAGCCGGAAGGGAGCCUGAGAUGGAGUUCCAUCUUCCAUGGUGAGUUGAUCCUGUUUAUAUGUCAAUGUGACGGAUAGAGAGAGAGAGAGAGGGAGAGAGGGAGAGAGGGAGACGUUCGUUCAUGCUAUUUUUCUCGGUUUCCGGUUCUUGAGGUUGUAGUUUUUCAGUCACAGAGGCUUUCAUUCCGUUGGCAGAUGACGGUCUUCGCACAUACAUCCGGCGGUUUUCUCGCUGGUAAACAGGUUUUUCCGGUCGAUUACGAAGCAGAAGUUUCUCAGCGUCUUGUUGAAGCUUCGCACACUGGCGAUCUGAAGACGGCAUUCGAAUGCAUCGCCGAUCCUUCCGUGGAUGUUAACUUUGUUGGUGUUGUUUGCUUGAAAAUGAGGAAGACGGAAGUACUCUUGCACGAUGAGUCUGCCGAUGAAGUACGGAUUGAAUACGAGGAGUUCAAGACCGAUGUCACGCCGUUGUUUCUCGCUGUACAUACUGGCAAUCUAACGCUUGUGCGGAAACUUCUGAGUGUAGGAGCCGAUGUCAAUCAGAAACUCUUCAGAGGCUACGCAACAACAGCAGCUGUGAGGGAGGGCCAUCUAGAGAUCUUGGAGAUCCUGCUCAAGGCAGGUGCGUCUCAGCCAGCAUGCGAAGAGGCCCUUUUAGAGUCAAGUUGCCAAGGACGUUAUGGAUUCGCCGAGUUGAUCAUGGUUUCCGACUUGAUUCGACCACAGGUUGCCGUGCACGCGCUUGUCAUUGCGUGCUGUAGGGGUUUCGUGGACGUGGUGGAUACACUCAUGAAGUGUGGGGUGGAUGGGAACGCUAUCGCUCGAGUGCUGCUUCGAUCUUCCAAGCCUUCCCUACACACCAACGUCGACUGUAGCGCGCUCGUAGCUGCCGUUAUCAGCCGGCAGAUCUCAGUUGUCCGACUGCUACUACAGGCUGGUGUAAGAACAGACUUGAAAGUGAAAUUGGGAGCUUGGUCAUGGGACACGACAUCAGGUGAAGAGUUCCGGGUUGGUGCAGGGUUAGCAGAGCCUUUCUCAGUCACCUGGUGUGCAGUUGAGUACUUCGAGACCAGUGGUACUGUUCUACGCAUGCUUCUCCAACACCACUCUCCAAACAUUUCUUACUGUGGGAGGACGCUCAUCCAUCACUCCAUCCUCUGUGGGAAUGUUCGAGCACUCGAUGUGCUUAUACAUUGUGGUGCCGAUGUUGAAUCCCCAGUCAAAACAAUCAGGAAAAUUGAAUUCCGCCCCAUACACAUGGCUGCACGACUUGGGGAGACUAGAAUCCUUCAACGCCUGAUAGAUGCUGGCUGUGACCUCAACUCCCAAACAGACUCAGGUGAGACUGCUCUAAUGAUCUGUGCAAGGUACAAACGGGAGGAGUGUCUCAGUGUCCUUGCUUUCGCCGGUGCUGAUUUUGGUCUUGUCAACUUCUCGGGUCAGUGUGUUAGUUCGAUUGCCUCGGCCAACCACUGGGCCCUUGGUUUUCGACAAGCUGUGCUUGGCGUAAUUCGAGCAGGGAGUAUUAUUCAAUCAAGCAAUCCAUCUGUCUUCGUCCCUCUGAUGUUUGUGGCGCAAUCAGGUGAUACUGAGGUCUUGGAAACACUGAUCAAUAGACCCGACAUUAAUGUUGACUACCAGGAUGACAAUGGGUUCACAGCAGUCAUGGUAACAGCCAUGGAAGGCCAUGUGGAAGCUUUCCGGUUACUCGUUUAUGCUGGGGCAGAUGUAAAGCUGUGUAACAAGUCAGGUGAGACAGCAAUCACUCUAUCUGAACUAAACCAGAAUCGUGAUCACUUUGAGAAGGUGAUGCUCGAAUUCGCACUAGAAAGUGGUAAACGUGGAGCUGGGGGCUUUAACGCCUUACAUUGUGCAGCCCGCCGUGGUGACAUAGCUGCAGUUCGUCUGCUAACGAGUAGGGGUUACGAUGUCAACAUUCCUGAUGGGGAUGGGUACACCCCACUUAUGUUAGCAGCAAGGGAAGGCCAUGGCUGCAUAUGUGAGCUUCUGAUCUCAUGUGGAGCUCGAUGUGAAAUUGAGAAUAGAAGGGGAGAGUCUGCACUAUCACUAGCAAGGAAGAAUGGUGUAAACAGUGUUGCAGAGCGUGUGAUACUAGAUGAGCUUUCUAGGACGCUUGUGUUAAGUGGAAGCCAUGUUCAGAAGCAUACGAGGGGAGGUAAAGGAGCUCCACAUGGGAAGGUGAUGAAAAUUUUGGGUGCUGCUGGGAUAUUGCAGUGGGGGAAAUCUAAUCGAAGGAAUGUGAUUUGUCGGGAAGCUGAGGUGGGGCCAAGCUUGGCAUUUCGGAGAAACCGUGAAAGAAAGGGUGAUGCUGAUGAGCCGGGUGUGUUUAGAGUGUUGACAACUAGGAACAGAGAGGUGCAUUUUGUUUGUGAAGGUGGGAUUGAAAGAGCUGAACUGUGGGUGAGGGGAAUAAAGCUUGUGACGAGGGAAGCUAUUUCUGGGAAGAAACGGAGUGAUUUGUGAGAAGGGGCACU
Telopea speciosissima is the source of this 2539-nucleotide messenger RNA. RefSeq names its product ankyrin-3. Gene Ontology annotation, molecular function: protein binding. The coding region runs from base 240 to 2528 and encodes 762 amino acids. The record is from RefSeq and is a predicted model, not a curated record. The transcript is spliced from 5 exons. NCBI's taxonomy places the organism in Eukaryota, Viridiplantae, Streptophyta, Magnoliopsida, Proteales, Proteaceae.